CGUCCAUCCCUCCCUCCUCCCUCCCGCCUUGUCUCCCCUCGCCGGCCGCAGCCAUGUCCGAGCCCCGGACUCCGCGCUUCAGUGACAGAGCAGUGCAGGUUCUGCUGGAGCAGGUGAGGGCUCGCAGGGAGGUGUUUUUCCCCUCCCAGGGCCGGAGUGUGCCCAGGGAGAUGGUGCACCAGGCCUGGGUCGAGGUGGCACACAGCGUCAACGCCAAGAGUGAGGUGCCCAAGACUUGGCUGCAAUGCCGCAAGAAGUUCAAUGGCCUGACCUGGACUGCUAAGGAGAAGUUGGCACACAAAAGAAGGAAAAGAACCAGCUGCGAGGAACGGCCAGCCUCCAUUCUAAAUCUCACCCAGAUGGAGCAGGAAGCCCUGGACAUCAUUGGGCCAAACAGCAGGAGAAACCUCGAGAAUGGCAAGGCUGGAGGCCAAGUACCACAGGAUCUGACACAUUACCUAGGCUUUAUGAGGCAGGAGAUGGAGGGGGGACAUUUUACAGAAGAUGCACAGUCGCCAGCCCCGUCAUUCCAGUACAUCACCACUGACAUGAACAUCUCCGGUAGCAUGGAUGCUCAGCUGAAUGGAUCGGCUCACUAUGAAUUAUUCGGCAGUAACGAACAGGAGCUGGCUAUAGAGGAAAGGACUGUAGAGGAGACAGAUGACUCGAGGGCAACCUCUGGUCCCAGCUAUGUCGAAAAGGAUGAAGAUGCAGAUUUAACCGGCCCUGCCUUUAAAAGAAAGCUUUUCCAUGAACAUCAUCAGUUGCUCAAAGCUUUGGACAGUCUACCCAAGAGUUGUCUCACCCUGUCUGAGAGUGUAGAAGAGUCUGCUUCUAUAUUUUGUGGAGUUGUGGCGCAGGGCAUCACUACUCUCCAGUCUACCAUGGAGCGUGUUGCCAACUCUGUGGACGCAGCAAUGAAGCCCUCUGUCCAGGAGCCUGUGACACCCACACUGGCGUCAUUGAUUGAGGCUCAAACUGGUGCUAUUCAGGCCCUGGCUUGCACCAUAUCCACUAGUUUAGAAAGGCUGGGUGGGCGCAUUGAUAGGGGCUUCAGUAACGUCUCUGACCUCCUCCAGUCUGCUGUGCCGCAGGUCAAUGGCAGCAUGGUCAAUGAGUCGCGGCAUCAUCUGAGUGAGCCAGCUGGAGUGGCUCUUGCUGGUCCCUCUCUGGAUAACAGCACGUCUGCUCACCCGCCAUCUCCUCCAGCCCCAGCUGCUCCUGCAGCAGCACCAUUGAAUCUGCAGUCGGCGAUCAGACCCCCUCGAGCUCAAUGGGACCGGCGCCCUUGAGCAUUUUCCACCCCAUGACCGAGCUACAGUAACUGCCAGCUCUUGAGCAAAGCCACAAGGGAGUCUCGUGUUGGAACAGCUAGAGGACUUGAUAAAGGUAAAAUUAGUAGGUCUACUGAUAGUUGCAUAAGCAAUAAAGUAUUACAUUGUUUUCAAGUCUAAUGUUUUUGGGUGGCUGCUUUUAACUAUGGUACUACAAUCUUGAGUAUCGGACAUCAGUGAAUGAAAGUAUUAUUGGAUGGAAGUAUUAUUGGAAUGUUGAAUGACCAUUGAACAUGUUUUUCAGGACUAUUAAUGGGCAGGAGUUUACUAGUCCAUAAUUCAGGUAUAAAAGGCCAGGAAGCACAUAACACAGUAGUUUGUUGUCUACUAAUCUGAUUGACAUUCAGACAACUAUUUUAUCAGUGGUUACAUAGGAGAAGGCCAUUCUGCCCUUUGAAGCCAUUCCACCAUUCAACAUGAUCGUUACCAUAUUCUUGUUAUAGCCCCAAACCUAGUGGUGCUUUGUGUCGAGAUAUCUGCUUAUCACCACCUUACAUGUUCAAUGACUUAGCUUCCAUUGUCUACAGUGUUAGUGAAACAUAGAAAAUAGGUGCAGGAGUAGGCCAUUCGGCCCUUCAAGCCUGCACAGCCAUUCAAUAUGAUCAUGGCUGAUCAUCCAACUCAGCCUGUUGUCAAGAAAUCCAUCCUCAUAUCAGUCCAAAUGUUCAGAUGUCUCUCAGUCUAGAUUUCUCUAACCUUAACUAACACUCUCUUCCCCUCUUCCCCUCCCACUCUCUCUCUCUUUUUUCGCUGUCCUGAUUAAUUUUACUUUGUAUGCCUCGUUGUCACCUUCUCCUCAGCCAACAAUGAACCAUUGUACAUUUCCUUGAUCACUAUCAUCUUUGAUUUGUCAUUUCACACCUUAACCUUCCAUAUCUCUAGUUUCUCUCUCCCCUGACUCAGUCUGAAGAAUGGUCUCAGCUAGAAAUGUCACACAUUCCUUCUCUCCAGAGAUGCUGCCUUUCCUGCUGAGUUACUCAAGCAUUUUGUGUCUGUUUUCAGUCCUAAAAAGCUUGCCCCAUGUCUGAGUGGCCAGUGGUUUCAGACCACCCUAUCUGGGGAAAAUGGAAGGUAGACAAAAAAGCUGGAGAAACUCAGCGGGUGAGGCAGCAUCUACGGAGCGAAGGAAAGAUUAGACAAUACAUAAAAUGAGGGUGACGUUAUCCUCAUAAGGUGGAAGCAAUUAUUGGUUAAGUGAUCUAGUGUGUUGUGGGAUCACUGCAGGAUAUUACAGAGCUCCGACAGGUUCAGAAACAGCACUGACAAACAAACUUCAUAGUAACCUGAACAUAAUUAGCUCUGUAUUUACAAACCUUGUCAACAAGGUAUGGACUCCAUCCCACUGCUGUGUUGUUCUGUAGUUGAACUGCCACUUACCCAGCUCCCACUCUUUCAUCCAGAAUGGAAUGACCACAUCAAUUCCACUUUCUUAACAACUGCACUCAGUUAAGAGUUGUGAAGCCUUUGAAGACUCGAGUAGUAAUAACCCUGUCAAAGGCUACACACUGAUUAAUCCCUAAGACAGCAUUGUCUAUUGGUGUUGUAUAUGGUACAUUGUAUAUUGUCUAUUGAUGUUUCUGGGUAGCAUUCCUAUAAAGAAGCUAGUGUAGAGGCGCAAACGUUGUGAAUAAAUGGAUUCUUUAUUCGGGCAUUGUAGGUUUCAAAUACAUGGACGUUUAACACUUUAACAUAAUAGUCGUAGUUGUUGAGAGGCUGUUGCCUCGUGGGCUCGGUUGUGCUCCUGCUGCGGUGGCAGGACACACUCAUGAAGUGAGAGGAAGCAGAAGAGCAAGAGAGCGAGAGAGGGAAGGUCAGGACUUGUAUUGGGGGUGUUCCCUAGUAUAUAUCUCGUGAUACCUUCCCAGGAUUGCCGAGGAUUUGCAUAGGAGGAGUGGCCGAACCACUAGGUGCCGCUACACUAGGACAUUAUUGUUUUGUCCAUUUCAGCACUUAGUGACUUUUCGUUGCAACAUCACCCGCAGUUCCUUCUAUCUGCUUGUUCCUGUCUGUGUUGGAUUCAGUAGCUUGAGCAAUACGUGAGCACAAAUUAUUGGCAUUAUUAAAGGACAGGAAAUUAUCAGCAAAGAUUUUGAAACUAUUGAAUCACACUAAUUCCUGUCUUGUCAAAUUAUUGCAACUUUUUUUUAAUUUUUAUUUAUUUAUUUUUUUAUUGCAACUUUUUUCAAAGGAUUUAUUUGGAAAAAAAAAUUCUGUAUGUUUCAACUUCCAAAAGCCGACUGAUGAACAUUGUUUCAGUUUGAGCAUUGAACAUGAAUUUGUGAAGAUUGGCCCUCUCAUACAUUAAAGCAGUGAAACAUUCUAGAGAAAUGAGUGUGUAGCUUUAUUCAGAGUGGUUGUUGGUGAGUCUGUAUUUGAAAACAAAAACAUUGUGUAUUUUUAAGUGUUUAAGAAGGAACUGCAGAUGCUGGAAAAUCGAAGGUACACAAAAAAAGCUGGAGAAACUCAGCAGGUGAACUUAGGGGUAAUAUGAGGGGGAACUUCUUUACUCAGAGAGUGGUAGCGGUGUGGAAUGAGCUCCCAGUGGAAGUGGUGGAAGCAGGUUCAUUGGUAUCAUUUAAAAAGCAAUUGGAUAGGCAUAUGGAUGAGAAGGGAAUGGAGGGUUAUGGUACGAGUGC
This is a messenger RNA of Leucoraja erinaceus (little skate), 3970 nucleotides long. RefSeq lists its product as uncharacterized. The coding region runs from base 54 to 1292 and encodes 412 amino acids. The transcript is spliced from 3 exons. Gene Ontology annotation, cellular component: nucleus. Lineage: Eukaryota; Metazoa; Chordata; Chondrichthyes; Rajiformes; Rajidae. The record is from RefSeq and is a predicted model, not a curated record.